Stereum hirsutum FP-91666 SS1 is the source of this 6433-nucleotide messenger RNA. RefSeq lists its product as uncharacterized. The record is from RefSeq and is a predicted model, not a curated record. Gene Ontology annotation, cellular component: endoplasmic reticulum membrane. Bases 126 to 6134 code for a protein of 2002 amino acids. Gene Ontology annotation, molecular function: zinc ion binding. Lineage: Eukaryota; Fungi; Basidiomycota; Agaricomycetes; Russulales; Stereaceae. The transcript is spliced from 14 exons.
UUCGUCCCCAACUACCACAAGCUCUUCUUCAUUCGAGACCUUCUACUGCCUGUUAUUCCUUGAUUGUGAGCUGAAGCCGACUUAUUGAUUUAACGUCGCCAAUAUUGGAGGGCCGGGAGUGCGCCAUGCUUGAGGAGCAAGACACUUGUAGGAUAUGCAGUGCUCCAGCCGAGCCUGGACAGCCGCUCUUUCAUCCAUGUAAAUGUUCUGGGACCAUUCGGUACAUCCACCAAGACUGCUUGACAACAUGGCUUGAGCAUAGCAAGAAGAAGACGUGUGACGUCUGCAAGCAUCAGUACUCUUUCAGCAAAGUGUAUGCCCAGGACAUGCCCACACAUCUCCCCGUCAUCCUCCUUUUCCGCCAAUUUGCACAACAAGCCGUUCACGCGGUCAUAUUCUGUUUGCGCGCGGUUCUCGUCGCAUUUGUCUGGCUUGCGGUCUUGCCCUGGUUCACGGUUUGGACAUGGCGAAUAUACUUCGCAAUGGGAAGCUCCACUGCAUGGUGGAUCUCUGCUCGUCCUCGGCCGGACCAACCCCAAAACAGAAGCAACGUAAUGACCACCGCCCUCCUCCGCCUCUUCUCCUUCAAUGGCACCAUCUCAUCCACCACUAACUCGACAUACUUGCUCCCCGACUACGCCUCCUCCACCGACUCUUCUCCAGUCAACAACGACCAUACCCCGUCCAUCAUGGAAACCAUCACAUCCGACAACUUCCUCCGCGUCAUCUCUAAAGAUAUCUUCACUGGUCAAAUUAUCGCAACCGUUGUCGUCCUUGUCUUCAUUUCCGUGUUCCUACUGAGAGAAUGGAUUUCGCAGAAUGCGAGACCGGGGGUGUUUGAGGAUGUGGAGCCGCCUGUAGAGGUGGUAGAAGGUGUGGAAGAAGGCGAAGGAGACGGCGAAGUUGAACUGGAGGGUGAAGUCGAAGGCGAACUUGAGGGCGAGGGCGGUGUUGAUGGUGAAGUGGAGGGCGAAGCACAGGUCGAACAGGACCAGGACGUAGUGCAGGAGCUUGAGCUUGAGCUUGAGCUGGACCAGGACCAGGACCAGGACCAGGAGACGGAGACGGAGACGGAGCAAAUAAAGGAGCAAUCUGGCCCCCUAGUGAGAUUCGAGCCGGAUGUAGAUCUCGACGCGGUAAUCGAAUUCAUGCGAGCAGCACCUAUCGUACCUCGUCACCCCGACCGACCCAUGCGAGGACUUCCCUUUCGCCAACGGACGCAUGAAGAUCCUAAUCCUGAUCCUUCGACAUCUACCGCAGCCCCGACAGGGUCAGCGAAUGGUCCCGACCCAUUGAAGUCUCGUUAUCGUCAGGGUUCCAAAGCGUCCAAGCAUUCUAAUGCGGAGGCCUUCACGGCAGCUAUGAAUGAGUGGAUUGAACAGAACAAGGAGAUCAGGAGGGCCAAGAAGGCUAGGGAGACCGAUCCUACGGUACCGUUCACGGACCACGAACGUGUUGGUGACUAUUUGGCAGCGAAGUAUCCGGUGAUGACCUUGAAGACCAAUCCUGAGGUAAGGGCGGCUUAUGACGACGAGACUGCGGCCAUGGAGCGCAUGACGAUGGAGGAGAAACUAGAGCAUAUCUCGGCUUGGACUAACUAUCAAGAAAGCUCGUCGAAGUAUAGGGAGCCGACUCUGCCAUCCACGUCUACAGCUGCCUCCCCUUCAACCUCAGCUUCGAGCGACUUCUUCGCCACCCCACCCAACGGCGCUGCGGCAGCUCGAAACGCAUUGCCAACUUCUCCAUUACCUUACCCCCUCAUUGCCUCCACCCCCUCCUCUUCAUCGUCAACUUUAGCAUUACCGCAACAACUUCAGAACCAAACACCGUCGUCUUCAUCUCCACUGGUCACAUCACCUCCUGUCCUCCCCUCCGCCUUCUCUCUGUCAAGAUCAAGCUCAUCACCCGAACUCACAUCGUCUUCAUUCUUCUCUACGCCUUCAUCUUCUUCGCCCACGCCUAGUUCGUCAUCACCACAACAAUCUCAGGCACCCCAACCCGUACCCAAUGGCGCAAGCGCUCUCAACCCCACUCCCAAACCAACGGAAUCCCAACCUCUCCCACUUCCUCCAAGACCCACAGGAAUGACUAUCCCCGUCCCUCGCCGUCCUCCCAUGCCAUACGCGACGCUCCCGACUCCAACGACCCCACCCAUCGGACCCGGUGUGAUGCGAGUUCCAGCGAUUGGGGCUGCCGGUAACGAUAAUACGCCAUUGGGAUCACCAUCGCUCGCUACAUAUCGACCGCCGGAAGAGUUCAAGGAUGAUGAUGUGGAGGAGGGAUCUGCGUUGUCGUCGGCGUCUAGAUCUGGACCGGGGUAUUUUGACGGUGUUGAGGAUGCUGAGGGGCAGGGUGUGGAUAAGGGCAAAGGGAAAGCAAAAGACAUAGGGGAGGAGAAAGACAAGGGGAAGGGGAAAGAUAGGGCGGAGGAGGGAGAUGAAGAAGGAGAAGAGAUGCGGAGAGAACACGCGAGGUAUUUCAGAGAGGUGGAGGCGCAGGGGGAGGGUGAGAAGCGGGGGAAUGGGGAGAGUACGUGGGUUUGGUCAGAUGAAGGGUUUACGCGAAAUUCGGGUUUUGUCCCUGGUGUCAGGCUAGAGGACGUCAUGGUUGAGGAUGGUGGUCCAGUGCGUACCGCAGGGACAGCACGAAACCACAGAGGAGGAGACGAAGGCCCACCUCCUCUAAUCUUCGUACCAUCCGAUUCAGAAGAGGACGAUGAAGGGGACGAAGAAGAUGGGGCUGUGAGGGGCUUAGAGCCUAUUGCGGAUGCCCCCGUCUUUUGGGCCCGGCCUCAAGGAGGGCAGCUCGUGCCCAUUAGGGAUAGAGGAGAAAUCAUCGGGGUUGGGGAGAGGAGGCCGUUCGCUCCCGCCAGGGAGAGGGCAGCUUUCGUGCCUGGGGGUAGGUUGCAUCAGCUUGGUGCUGGGAUUCCUCCGGGUGGGGAUGCGAGGUUAGGGAAUGCGGGGUUCGCGCCGAUACUGCCAGCGGAGAUACCGGAGGCAGUGGGGGAGGGAGAGCAGGGUGUGCAGCCGGAGUUUAUGGAUGAUGAGUUUGCGGGGGAGGAUGAUAUGGAGGGAGCGUUUGAGGCUAUUGGGAUGAGGGGUCCUUUGCAUGCUGUGGCUCAAAACGCUGCACUUAUGGUCUUCGUCCUGGAUACUGCCAUCGGUCUUGGAGUCUGGGUCCCAUACACUCUUGGAAAAUCUGCUGCGCUGCUUGUUCUCGACCCAAAGCGCGCACUCCAUAUUCUCCAUUGGCCCAUCCGCAUCAUGCGCAUCAUCACGGAUCCUAUCACGGAUUCUGUCCUCUACAUCCUCAACAAGCUCUUCUUCCCGAUCAUCUUCCGCGCGGUUCGUUAUGUGCUUUAUUCCGUUAUCUGGUCCAUUAUUACAUUAGUGAACGCUGCGGCGGGGCCCGAGCCUGUAGACAAACUCACGGAAUACGUUGGAGCUGUCCACGAGAGGGUCGUAAAUCAACCUUGGGACCAGCCUCUUACUAUCUGGCAAGCAUUCUCCAACUCGACAGCCCGGGUCGACAUCGACACAUCCGCCAAAAUUCACACCUCCUCGAUCAUCGAACAUAUCCUUGAAUCCGACCAUCCUGCCGUCCGCUUCGCUGAACCCUAUCUCGCCCUCCUUGGUCAAAAAGUCAGGAUUAAAUCCGAGGAAUUAACAGAGGCGUCGGUCGAGUAUUUCGAGGAGUUCAAAGAGACCUGGACGAAGUACGCGCUCGGAGACGGAAAUGCGGAGAAGAUCUUCGCUGUUUGUCUUGGGUAUACAGUCGUCGCGUUGGCGUUGGCGAUCUAUUUGAAUGUGUUGACGGUGGGGAGUGUGAGGAACGCUGGAAGGGCGGUUAGGAGUGCGGUCAGGCAGCAAUUACUCGUUGUGAAGGUCGCCGUGUUCAUUAUUAUCGAGCUGGUCAUCUUCCCGCUGGGAUGUGGUAUCAACCUCGACUUGUGCUCGAUUUGGCUCUUCCCAGAGGCUACGCUCCAGUCGCGUCUGGUGUUUUUCCAGUAUGCGCCGUUGACGGCGACGUUCUAUCAUUGGGUUUUAGGGACAAUGUUCAUGUAUCAAUUCGCGAUUCUCCUGGCUGGAUGCCGCACCAUCAUGCGUCCGGGCGCGAUGUGGUUCAUCAAGGACCCCUCGGACCAGAACUUCCAUCCUAUUCGCGACAUACUCGAACGUCCUGCGUGGGUGCAGUUGAAGAAACUGUCGGCGAGUGCGUUGAUGUAUGGGUUGGUAGUUGCGGGUGGCGUCGGUUCAGUGGGAGCUCUGUUCUGGGCUGCUGGUAUACUGCCGCUGCGUUGGAGACCUCGGGAGCCAUUAUCCGAGGUCCCGAUCGACCUCAUCCUUCUACAGACGAUUCUGCCUUACACCAUGAAGUACUUCCGCCCGAAGAAGUUCAUCCGUCGGCAUUCUAUCAACAUCUGGAAAUUCCUCUGUGCUGAGCUCCGUCUGAGCUCUUACAUGUUCGGCGAACGUCAUCCAGAGGAGGAGUUCACGCCCAAGCAGUGGCGCUCCUUCUCUUGGCGCGAUGCUGGCAUCAAGCUCGCAGAUGACGAACAACCCCUCGACGGAACCUACCGCCGCGUCCCUGCCACAGAUAAUGUCGCCAUUGCCCGCGAUAUGAGGGUUACCGCGCAGGUUAAUAUGAACGGCGAUGCCAUCGACGAAGAAGCUCAACGACAAAUCGACGCUCAAAAUGCAGAGGCCAUCAAGCAGAAGAGAGUCCCCAAGGACGACUACACCGUAGUCUACAUCCCGCCACACUUUCCCUAUCGCGUCAUAGGCUUCAUACUCGCCCUCUGGACCGUCGGCUCGUUCUUCAUCGCCGGCACCGUUGCCAUGCCUAUCAGCCUCGGCCGCCAAAUAUUCCGUGCAUUGGUCGAUAAGGAGGUGCACGAUGGAUACUCUUUCAUCCUUGGAUUUUAUGGACUUUGGGCGAGUCUUUAUGUCGGUCAGAUCAUCGACCGUAUGGAACGAAGACGUCAAAGGUGGACUACCUCUACGUCUGGCAGUCCCGUCACGGUCAACCGUGCAGCUUGGCCGCUUUAUGUCGUCAAACGGAGUCUCGUAUGGGCGGCGAAGACGAGCUACAUGGUGGCGGUCCUCGGCGUCGUGGUUCCGGUGUUGGUGGCGAUGGUCGUUGAGGUGUAUGUCGUGCUCCCGAUCAGGUUCAUCUUGGAACCAGAGCUAGUGCCGAGGGUGAAGGUGGUGCAGAUGUGGGCGUUGGGGAUAUUGUAUGUCAAGAUCGGAUUAAGGGCGCAGAGAAGGCAGCCGGCGAAUAGGUUAACGACGGGGUUGAGGGAGAUCCGACAGCAUGGAUGGAUGGACCCUCAUCCCCUGCGUGCUACGAGGGAUGUCAUCGUUCCCGUUUUGUCGGGCCUGAUUGGCAUGCUCGUCAUUCCUCCCGUAACGCUUUACCUCGUUCAACUUGCCUUCAAGUUCACCUUGGACGAUAGGUUCAUACUCCUUCACGUGUAUCCAAGCAUUUUCACAGCUGUCGGUGUCUCCCAAAUGAUCUGGUUCCUUGGCGGUUUCCUCAAGACCUGGUCACAAUCGAUCCGGGACAAAGAAUUCCUCGUGGAGUUACAAUUGAAGAACUACGAAGCAAAGAAGAAGGUGUCCAGCGCGAAGGAGCGGGAGCUGUAUAUCUUAACGAGGCAAGCCAAAAUCAGGGCGCAGAGGGCGGCUGCGGCUGCGGCUGCGAACGGUUUGAUAAGGCCAGAGAGAGGGGUCGGGAUCGCGGAUGCGGUCGUUAUUCAGCCAGGUAAUGGGGCUGGAGAUGGGAAGGAUCCGCAGAGGAGGAUGGGGAGGAUGAGGGCUCAUACGAUUACGUCGACUGUCACCGCGGGCGCUGGUUCAAGUACAAGUCCUGCUGCUAGUCCGAGUACAGAGGUCCCGAAUGCGGUUGUAGAUCCAGACAGAGCAGCGGAAGACGCGGUAGAAGGUGAAGGCGCAGGCGGGAUUGCGAUCGAGGAAGAGAGGGAGGCCCCGCCAAUGGGGAUGAGUCCAGAUGUGGGGACGAUAGAGGUGAAUGUGGCGAAAGAGGUGGAGGUUGUGAUCGAGGAGCAUCCGAUGGAAGAGUUCGGUGGCGAGGAGUAUGACGAUGUCUUGGACCCAGUUUGGAACACCACUUAAAACAGUAGUGUCAAUUACUUUUGUUCGCUUCGUUGCGUCUGGUACAGCUGUUAAGCUCGAGGAUUCGGAACAUGUUUUGACCUCCAUUUUAUCCUAUUCUUGCUCUUUCUUGCAUAGUCGAACUAUUCUUGUCAAUCGUACGUACGUGUCUGCCCAAUUCACUCCUCAGUUCCCGCAUAUGUUUUGGUCAUCUUCGUCCUUACUUUCUGAUAUCUAUUUCCCUACAUCUGUUUGUGGUAAUCUUCGCAUUCUAUACGCACACAACACAACUCAUUACUGGUAUAAUAUACACGCAUUCG